Messenger RNA from Mercurialis annua (annual mercury), 1886 nucleotides. RefSeq names its product protein LIGHT-DEPENDENT SHORT HYPOCOTYLS 1. NCBI's taxonomy places the organism in Eukaryota, Viridiplantae, Streptophyta, Magnoliopsida, Malpighiales, Euphorbiaceae. Gene Ontology annotation, cellular component: nucleus. Gene Ontology annotation, biological process: mRNA transcription; response to light stimulus. The transcript is spliced from 2 exons. The record is from RefSeq and is a predicted model, not a curated record. The coding region runs from base 942 to 1535 and encodes 197 amino acids.
AAAAGAAAAGUAGAUAAAAAGCUUUUAAAAACUUAGAAAGAAGAGUAGUGAGAGAGUAGAAAUGAGAGCAUAAUAUUUGGUGGUUUGUGGCCAUUGGGUCACUCUCCAAAUUUCUGUUCUAUCACUGCAACAAAAACUGUCCUUUUAUAGCAAAACAAAACACUUUCUUGUCAUGUUUUCACUUAUUAUUAUUAUUGUUAUCACUCACUCCUAGCUACUACUACUAUACUACUAGUUGUAGUUGUGUUAUCUUUUCUUUUUAAGCCAAUGAGACUCUCUCUCUCUAGUUUCUCUCACUAAACUCAGUCCCUUUCUUCUAACUUUAUCUACAGUGUUUCACUUCAGUUGCUUGCUCUUUUCUUGGAAACAAAAUCUCAUCAUCUGAUCUGAUAUUCUUCUCUUUUACCAUAUUUCACAAAUCAUACCAUUUCUUUGCAGACUCAGCAGUGGGAAUCUUUUGUUCACUUUUUAGAUUUUUAUUUUAUUUUACUUACAAAUUUAAUUCAAGAUCCCAAUCCAUGCAAAUUCUUCCUCUCAUUAAUUGAUCCUAUUUUUGUGAUUCAUUCUCUUACCAAAACACCUCUUCAAGUGAAAGAAAAGCCAUUACUAGGUUGUUUAACUGUUUUGCUUUUUGAAGCUCACUGUUUGAAAAUCAAGAAACUUGAGGCAGCUCUUCAUCUGAAAAUCAAGAAACUUGAGCUAAUUCUCCAUCUGAAUAUCAAGAAACUCAAUCUGAAGAUCAAGAAACUUGAGGGUUCUUGAUCGAUUCAUCUUCUGUUUACAAACCCGGAAACAAGUGUACAGUAAGAAUCCAAGGACAAGAUCAGCUGCUAGCUAGCAAGAAGCAGGAUAAAUCUAUUACAGCAAGAUCAAGAUCCUGAUAAAAGGAAGCAAGAAAACCCUAAUCCCGACACUUUUGUUUUUGUCAUAUAUAUUUCAACAUGGAUUUAUCUUCCACUUCAGCGAACUCCACUUUUUCAAGCCAAAUAAUUGGUGGCAGCACAGUCACCACCGCCAACGCGGUCACCGCCACGGCAACCACACCAACAGCCACAUCUCCGGCUUCAACACCAAGCAGGUACGAGAAUCAAAAAAGAAGAGACUGGAACACAUUCUGCCAAUACCUAAGGAACCACCGGCCACCACUCUCACUGCCCAUGUGCAGCGGCGCUCAUGUUCUUGAAUUCCUCCGCUAUCUUGAUCAGUUCGGCAAAACUAAAGUCCAUAACCAAACUUGUCCAUUUUUUGGCCUGCCAAACCCACCGGCACCCUGCCCAUGCCCGCUUCGGCAAGCAUGGGGCAGCCUCGACGCACUCAUCGGACGGCUCAGGGCUGCUUAUGAAGAACAUGGAGGACGACCAGAAGGUAAUCCAUUUGGUGCAAGAGCUGUGAGGAUAUUUUUAAGGGAAGUUAGAGAUUUUCAAGCUAAAGCUAGAGGUGUUAGUUAUGAAAAGAAAAGAAAACGGCCUAAACCUAAAACGACACCGUUACCACCACCAGCACCACCGCCAUCUGCUGAUUCAGUUGCCGGAUAGUAAAAUCUAAGAACAUUGAUCAGACGAAGCUAUAUAUAAAUAUGUGGGACUCGUACAUCAGCAGGUUUAUCCAUGUGGGUAUUUUAUUUUCAAACUUUUUCUGUUCUUUUUUUCUCUUUAAAUAUGAUAAAAGAGAUUAUUUAUAAAUAUUUAUAUGAUGAUGAUGAUGGAUGAUGAAACUUCGGUUUGAUUUGUACAAGCUUAUGUUUUAGAUUUGUGGGUACCAUUGGAACUACUCUUUAAGGGACAAGCGACCUGGUAAUGAGCUCUUACUUGAACAUAUUUAAUAUUUAAGUUGUGAUUUUGUACUUGAACAUAUUUAAUCUUUUAAGUACUUAUAAUUAUCUCUUA